AUGGCAAACUUCCGAGCUGACCCACCAGACCCGGAGCUGGUGUUCGUCGUUGGAGACUCCCACCUCCGGGCCAUUGUGGACGGCUUUGUGCCCAUGCCGGUAGGUUCUCUGUCCUUUGCUUUUCUGUCUGUUCCAGGUGCGUCGGCCACCGAGCUGAGGACAGAGGCGAUGCAUGCUGAUCUCCCAUGGACCCCGGAUGCCGUCUGCGUGGUUGCCCCGAGCAACAACCUCACAGCUAGCCGGACAGUUGGUGAGGCAGCAUUGGACUUCGGUGCUCUCCUGACCUCGAUCUGCAGCCGCUGGCCCAAGGUGGUAGUGCUGGACUUCCCUCCACGCCUGGACAUCGAGGCGGGCCUGCAGCUGGUGCUGCGUCAGGAGUACCACCGUGUCGCAGCACGCAUGGGACUCCCUUAUGUGUCUGUGGCAGACCACCUCCCUCUCCAUCGGUUGGAGCUGUGGUGCCCCAAUGGUUCAAGUGCACCUCAGCAACACAGAUGGGACCCCUGUCCUGGUGGAGCUGCUGUGGGACGCUGCCCUCCAGCAGCUAGCAUCAUGUCCACCCACGCCGACGGUGUCCCCCCGGACAUCGCCCCGUGCCACGGUGUCUCCCAGGCUAGUUGUGAUGGGACACGUCCCCAUGCCACGUCACAGCGACCCCUGGGAGUGGACUGUGGUUGGAAAGGAGGGCAAGGCUGAAACACCUGCUGUGCUUCAGUCUGUCAUCCCGCCCAACCUGUGUGGUUCAGCAGUGACAUGUUGGAUGCUAUGGAGAAGGUUUGUCCUUCUUCUGGCUCUGACUGCACUGCUGAUCCACCAGCUGGCCAGGCUUCCCCUGUGAAGCGUCGGCCACGAGGUGUUGCCACCAAGCACAAAGGACGAAAGCGGCAG
Cheilinus undulatus (humphead wrasse) is the source of this 888-nucleotide messenger RNA. RefSeq lists its product as uncharacterized. The transcript is spliced from 7 exons. The coding region runs from base 1 to 696 and encodes 231 amino acids. The record is from RefSeq and is a predicted model, not a curated record. Lineage: Eukaryota; Metazoa; Chordata; Actinopteri; Labriformes; Labridae.